Messenger RNA from Notolabrus celidotus (New Zealand spotty), 748 nucleotides. RefSeq names its product mitochondrial ribosomal protein L33 (gene mrpl33). NCBI's taxonomy places the organism in Eukaryota, Metazoa, Chordata, Actinopteri, Labriformes, Labridae. The transcript has 4 exons. The record is from RefSeq and is a predicted model, not a curated record. The coding region runs from base 102 to 299 and encodes 65 amino acids. Gene Ontology annotation, molecular function: structural constituent of ribosome. Gene Ontology annotation, cellular component: ribosome; mitochondrion. Gene Ontology annotation, biological process: translation.
CCGGAAGUGCUUGUUAACCCGGAAGUAGAGAUCGUUCAAUGUGACUUACCCUGACUAACGUUGUUGUUAAUGCUGCAUGUGUUGGGUUUAAAGCCUUCAACAUGUUCCUUACUACUGUUAACUUGGCCAAGGCUAAAUCAAAGACCGUCCUGGUGCAGAUGAUGAGCGCUGCAGGGACAGGGUACUUCUUCAACACAAAGAGGAACCGUCUCAGAGACAAACUGGUGCUGCGCAAACAUGACCCAUUUGUGAACAAGCACGUCCUGUUCUUUGAGAAGAGGAAAAUCAGAUCCAUUUAACAACACGCCAAAGUGCACGGACAACAUAAACCUGCUGGGUUUACACAGACUAUUUUUACUGUUGUUGGAUUAUAGAAGGUGUGUCGUCGGUCUGCGUUUCUGUUUGAAUUGACUGACGUGCUUUGUGAGGAUUUCUUCCUGGAUCCAUCUGAAGGCCUCGCUGCAAACCCAGACCUAACACCAACAUAGUCUUCAUCAUCACGGCUGUAAGAAGACGACAAGAAGGAGACGACAAGACUUCUGUGUAAAAGUCAGGUUGUUUAUUGAGGCUGCAGCCGUUUUGUUCUGAAGCUGUUGGAAUGAAUGUGAAGCAGUUCUCUACAGAAUCACUGAUUAUGACACAAUGUACAACUUAAUAUUUAAACUGGGUUCUUGUGUUUGAAACAUGUAUGAAAUGUGGCCUAAUUAUGUUAACUAAAUAAACUGAAUCUAUUCUGUGCAGUGAAAUA